Corylus avellana is the source of this 672-nucleotide messenger RNA. RefSeq names its product agamous-like MADS-box protein AGL62. Gene Ontology annotation, molecular function: RNA polymerase II cis-regulatory region sequence-specific DNA binding; protein dimerization activity; DNA-binding transcription factor activity, RNA polymerase II-specific. The record is from RefSeq and is a predicted model, not a curated record. Lineage: Eukaryota; Viridiplantae; Streptophyta; Magnoliopsida; Fagales; Betulaceae. Gene Ontology annotation, biological process: regulation of transcription by RNA polymerase II.
AUGGAUUCCAAAGAGAAAACCAAGAAGACAUCGCAAGGCCGGAAAAAGAUCGAAAUCAAGCAACUAACGAAACGGAGCGCCCAGCAUGUCACAUUCUCGAAGCGCCGGUCCGGCCUCUUCAAGAAAGCGAGCGAGCUCUGCGUGUUGACCGGCGCGGAGAUUGCCAUUAUAACGGAAUCGCCGGGGACGAAGCUCUUCUGCUUCGGGCACCCGAGUGCAGACACGGUUCUCGACCGCUUCCUUGGCGGAAGCUCCUCCCAUGCAGGAAGCUCAGCCUCCGCCGCGGCUGCGGCUGAGAACCCUUUGCCGGUGGAGGAAUUUAACAGGCAGUACGAGGAGUCGCUGAAGGAGUUGGAGGCUGAGAGGAGGCGGUUGGCGGCGGCGGAAGAGGCAAAGAAGAUGGGAAACAAUAGGUUCUUGUGGGAGGAGCCGAUGGAGUAUAUGGGGUUGGAAGAGCUUGAGCAAUACUUGGCAGCCAUGAAGGAGAUGAGGAGUAGGUUGGCAGCAAAAGCUAAUGAUCUUCAGUCGAGGAAUAUUGCAAGCUCUAUGAUGUUACAGCCAUCGUACAACUAUGGCGUGGAUAAUCUGAGUUGGAUUAAUGUCGGUGGUACUGACAAUGUCGGUGGUAGUGGUUUUGGGUUAGGGUUUGGAGGACAAGGGCAUUGCAAUUGA